Molecule: messenger RNA, 985 nt
Organism: Caenorhabditis sp. 36 PRJEB53466
Lineage: Eukaryota; Metazoa; Nematoda; Chromadorea; Rhabditida; Rhabditidae
Source: the annotation of a GenBank genome assembly
AUGGUCGAUCGACUCGGUGAGUAAUAAAAUUUCAGUUACAGUUUUCCUCGUUAUGCUCUUUUUUCAGUGAACAGCGAAGUGAACGCACGUCGAAUGGCCAACGUAGAGCAGUGUUUCGGCAAAAUGGGCGAAUCGCUGGCCCAGUUCGGACGGGUCCUCGUGGGAGAAGGCGUGCUCGUGAAGAUGUGCCGCAAGAAGCCGAAGCAGCGACAAUUCUUCCUCUUUAACGACAUUCUCGUCUACGGAAACAUUGUGAUAUCGAAAAAGCGAUACAACAAGCAGCGCAUUCUGCGGUUGGAAGGCGUGCAAGUCGAAGAUUUGGAGGACGACGGCGCACUCAAACACGGAUGGAUCAUCAAAACGCCGGCAAAGUCGUUCGCCGUGUACGCGGCCACGGAAACCGAGAAAAGGGAGUGGAUGCUGCAUAUAGAGAGAUGCGUUUCCGAUUUGCUCGAACGAGGUUCGCGUUCUUCACUCAACGGCUCCAAAUUUGUGUUUCCAGGAAACAAGAGGGCAGCGACAGCUCACGCGGCCGUCUGGGUGCCGGACGGAGAAGCGGUCAAGUGCAUGAUGUGCGGCAAGACGCAGUUCAACCUCGUCCAACGACGUCAUCACUGCCGAAACUGCGGCCGCGUCGUCUGCGGAUCGUGCUCUUCAAAGACGUUCCGAAUCGAUAACGUCAACAAAAAACCCGUGCGCGUCUGUGAUCAUGUGAGAAUAAUAGUUGAUGAAUUCACAAACGAACUGGCGCAUUUUCCAGUGUUUCGACAGUCUGAGCACGUCUGGAAACGGGUCCUCAUCGGAGCCCACCACCGGAAACCGUCUGCACCACGACGAUUCCUCUUCUGACAGCGACGAGGAGGCGAAUCAGAGCGGAAGAUCCAAUGAAAGCCGGGUGAGUGAAAAUGAGUUCGUUUCGAUGUCAUUUCACUUCUCGUUUCAGCCGACGUUCUACCGCGAGGAAGUCCAGCAGCCAAUCGAGUAG